This is a messenger RNA of Panicum hallii, 1731 nucleotides long. Its product is annotated as polyphenol oxidase, chloroplastic-like. Lineage: Eukaryota; Viridiplantae; Streptophyta; Magnoliopsida; Poales; Poaceae. Gene Ontology annotation, molecular function: catechol oxidase activity. The coding region runs from base 1 to 1731 and encodes 576 amino acids. Gene Ontology annotation, biological process: pigment biosynthetic process. The transcript is spliced from 3 exons. The record is from RefSeq and is a predicted model, not a curated record.
AUGGAGAGCGCCACCAUGCCACCGCGAGGUGUCGCCGCACCUCGCACGCCGUCCAGCCUCCAGACGCUCCGGGGCAGCCACCCCCUCCUCCUCCACGGCAAGCACGCGAGCAAGCCGCGGCGCCUCUCCUGCUGCAAGGCUACCGGCGGUGGCGGCCGCGUCGACCGCCGCGACGUGCUCCUCGGCCUCAGCGGGGCCGCGGCGGCUGCCGGCCUCGCGACGACGUCGCACGGCGGCGGCGACGCGCUCGCGGCGCCGAUCCAGGCGCCGGACCUCGCGAACUGCAACCCGCCCGCUAUCCCCGACACGGGGGCCGACCUCAGCUGUUGCCUCCCGUACCGCUCCGGCACGGCUAUCGUCGACUUCAAGCCGCCGCCGGCCUCCGCGCCUUUCCGCGUGCGCCCGGCCGCGCACCUGGUGGACAAGGCGUACCUGGCCAAGUACGAGCGGGCCGUGUCGCUGAUGAAGGGGCUCCCGGACGACGACCCGCGCAGCUUCGCGCAGCAGUGGCGCGUGCACUGCGCCUACUGCGACGCCGCGUACGACCAGGUCGGGUUCCCGGACCUGGAGCUCCAGAUCCACAACUGCUGGCUCUUCUUCCCGUGGCACAGGUUCUACCUCUACUUCCACGAGAGGAUCCUCGGCAAGCUCAUCGGCGACGACACGUUCGCGCUGCCGUUCUGGAACUGGGACACGCCCGGCGGCAUGACGCUGCCGGCGAUCUACGCCAACCAGUCCUCGCCGCUGUACGACGAGAGGCGCAACCCUGCUCACCAGCCACCGUUCACGCUGGACCUCGACUACAAUGGUACCGACGACACGGCCAUCCCAACAGAUCAGCAGAUCGAUCAGAACCUCAGGAUCAUGUACCGUCAGAUGGUCUCUAGUGCCAAGAAGACGGAACUCUUCUUCGGGCAGCCCUACCGCCAGGGUGACCAGCCCGACCCGGGCGCGGGCAGCAUCGAGAGCGUGCCGCACAACCCCGUGCACCUGUGGACCGGCGACCCGCGGCAGCCCAACUUCGAGGACAUGGGCAACUUCUACUCGGCGGGGCGCGACCCCGUCUUCUUCGCGCACCACGGCAACGUCGACCGCAUGUGGCACGUCUGGAACGGCCUCCGCCCCGGCAACACCAACUUCACCGACCCCGACUGGCUGGACGCCAGCUUCCUCUUCUACGACGAGGACGCCCGCCUCGUCCGCGUCCGCGUCCGCGACUGCCUCGACCCCGCCGCGCUGCGCUACACCUACCAGGACGUCGGCCUCCCGUGGCUGAACGCCAAGCCGCCCACGCAGGCCGGGUCCCCGGCGCCCGCCACGGGCACGCUCCCGGCGACCCUGAGCCAGACCGUGCGGGUGGCCGUGACGCGGCCCCGGACGUCGAGGAGCCGCCGGGAGAAGGAGGAGGAGGAGGAGGUGCUGGUCGUGGAGGGGAUCGAAGUCGCCGACCACCUCACGUUCGUCAAGUUCGACGUGUUCGUGAACCAGUCCCAGGGCGAGGCGGCCACCGCGGCGGCGGCGGAGUGCGCCGGGAGCGUGGCGAUGGCGCCGCACGCGGUCCGGCCCGGGAAGGCCCAGGGCGCCGUGAAGACUGCCGCGAGGUUCGGCAUCUGCGACCUGCUGGACGACAUCGGCGCCGACGGGGACAAGACGAUCGUCGUGUCGCUCGUGCCGACGAGCGCCGGGGACACGAUCACCGUCGGCGGCGUCAGGAUCGAGUACGUGAAGUGA